Molecule: messenger RNA, 3473 nt
Organism: Pleuronectes platessa (European plaice)
Lineage: Eukaryota; Metazoa; Chordata; Actinopteri; Pleuronectiformes; Pleuronectidae
Product: sterile alpha motif domain-containing protein 3-like
Exons: 7
Coding region: 588-2120 (510 amino acids)
Source: RefSeq, a predicted model, not a curated record
CACCGGUACCGACAGAAAACGACAGAGAAGACCUGCAGACCUGUCUUUUGUGCUUCUGGUUCUAAGUCAUCAACGCCCAAGGAUACAAUUGUAAGUAUUCAAUUUGAAGUUAAGAAUGUGAGCCACACAUUACACAAAUAUGACAAUUUAUAUGUAUAAAAGUAGUCCUAUCUACUAAGCUAGCAAGACUUGUCGGGAACUUACUGAACUUGUGUGAUGUAAAGUUUUGAUGAUACAUGGCAGUGUGUUAUUUUUUUAGUGUGUUAAUCAUGUAAACUCUAAUUUCAACAUCCAGGUAAACCAAUCUGUUGGAGCAUCCUCAUCCUCCUUGGCAAAUUUAAAACCGAAUCUUAGACUACCCCACUGGAAUAUCUUCUUCUAGUUUUGCUAGGUAGCUGCUCCUAAUAUGACUUGGAACUAACAUCUUCGGUCUUAUGAGCUUUCAGCCACACAUUGCCUGUCCAUCCACCAGCAAUCUGAUUUCAAUGAUUCUGUCCCACUCUCUGCAUACCAAAUAGAAGGAUUGCUGCUGUUGACUCCGAAGAGGUUCCUACAAGUGAGACAGAAUUGAGACUACUCAUUGUGCAAUGGCAGCUGAACCUUCAGAAAUGAUCCUCCGUGUCAUUGAGGCAGACCGUGUUAUAAAAUUAAAACUCAGCUCCCGGCCUAGCUCUGUUGACCAACUAAUCAACAUUUUGAAACACAAACUAGAAUUGGACAAUGACUUUAGCUUACACUAUGAAGAUCCAGAUUUUGAUGGGAAACUCACUUCACUAGUGGACAUUAACGAGUUGCCACAAAAAGCUGUUGUGCAUAUUUCCCUUUCAAAUGAUUCCAGCGCUGUUGCAUCAACUGAAACACUCUCAAACAUGUCAACACCGGAACGUCUUAGCAGAUGGCCUUCAGGUCCUUUUCCGAUUCCAUCGUUUUCAUUUGUUGUUGAGGUAAUGCUUACAGAAGGCAAUAGGGAAUUUGAGAAAAAUGGAACCCCUCUUCGGCUGGCUAGAGACCAAAAGCAUGACAUUCUUGAGCAACUUGCUUCUACGAUAUAUGGUUUUAAGGCUUACCCAAGUGACAAAGAGUUAGCUAAGGCAGCUGAAGCUCUUGUGGCCAAACAUCCAUGUUUAAAGGAAGCAGGAUCUGACACUGGAUGGAAUGGCUGGAAAAACAGCAUCAAGUUUAAAAUGGGUAACUACAGGACCAAGAUGAGAAGGGUCGGCUGUAAAGAGGUCACCGUAAAUGCUGGAAAAAGAAGCCGAAGAAACCCUGACAAUGAACCUUCACACACUAACAUCAAAAGGCCCAAGCGGGCAGAAGUUAACUUUCUGCCAAACUUUCCCCAAGGAGAAGAUUCCUCAAGUCUCGAACAUUUGAGGGAUCUUAUUGUUGAAGAAGUAAAGAAGACUGAGAGAAACCUUCCUCUCAUUAGUAAGAUGAUGCAGACCACAUUCGCCUUGCGGCGACAGACAAUAGUGAUGUCCUGCCCACCAGUGAAACAGCUCUUGGACCUGUGGCCUGCUCUUCGCAUGCAGUCUGAGGUGUUUGCAGAGUUCCAGCGGAUAACUAACCAGAACCUGUCUAACACAUUCUAUGCCGAACUUGAUCGCCACACUCCUCGUUUGAUGGCUUUAUUCCGACAAAAGGCUUCUAGAACUGGAAAGAAUGCAGAUGCUUUGGCUGAAAUUUUCAAAGUCCAUGAUGAACAGGUAUUACAUGAUAUCCACUCAAGGCGUACCACUGUUCUCCAUGCCCUUCCUGUGUAUCUGCGUGAAGAUACCUCCGGAUUUUUCCAAACAUGUGUGGAUGGUUUGGAUGAGCCAGGUUUUGGGGAUGCGUCAGUUGCUCUCCUUACAACAAUCAGCGACAAUUCAAUGAGUCGAGUUCACUACCAACCAGAGAAAAUCUCAGUUGUCCUAGAGGGUGAAGUGGUGGCCACCCUCCCGAGACUCGCUGAUGCCUUUCUGGUAAUGUUCGGCCUUACCUAUGCACUACAUCUCAGCUAUCCCAAAGGACUGACCAACACCUUCGAAUUUGCUCAGAAAAUUUUACUUGGUCUGGAAGAAUGUAAAUUGUCACCCAGACUGCAGUCGCUGAAGAAUGACUUGAUGGGACAUGUGUAGAACUGGAAGAUCUGAAAAGCAAUAAUGGAAUAAUCUGGCUCAUUCAGUUAAGAGCCUAAUCCAUAACAAAAAUAUGUUACUGUCUGUGUUAGCUGUUGUUCAACUAUUAAUGUUAAAAUUGCUGCUCUAUAAGCUGUCAAGCACUUGUUGCUACCUCACUGGUUUGCAGCCAGAUGGCACAGCGUGUGCAUAUGCAAUUUUUGUGUUUACUUUAAUUGUUAACUCUUCUUUUUGAUAUUGAAAUAUUUUUGUCCCAGUUUGUGAUGAAAAUGCAGAGCAUGAACGAAAAACAUGCUGAUGCCUUCUUGGUUACUUUUGGCCUCAUCUAUGUACCUCACAUUUCAGAUAUUCCAAAGAAUUGACCAAGACAAUUGAGUGCCUUAAAGAAUAGAGGACUCUGGAGUCUCACUGUUAAGAGCCACAACAUAAAAAUGUAAAUUGUCUGUGUUGAUUGAACUGUUCUACUGUUGAUGUUCAAAUUGCUGCUGUACUCUAGGUUUUUAGCCACCUUGCACAAAUUACACACUGACUUUGUAAUUUUACAUUUUAAAAUGAAACAUUGCCAUUUUUACGUAGAUGUUGAAGCAGUAUUUAUGGUCAAUUUUGUCCAUUCAAGCAAUAAUUUCCUCAGUGCUGCUAUAUUGAUCAAGAAAAAAGGAAAUGUUAUGGUCUUCUUCUCACAGAGCUAUGUAGGCUAUGCUCAUGUCCACAACAUCACUGUGACAUCACUAAUGCAGGAACAACAGAUUUAGCAGUUAGGGCGAUAUGGCACACACUAAGGAAUUUAUUGUGCAAAUUGCCUAUAUUUACCGGAAAUGCAGUGGCAAUGUUUCCUUUUAACAUUAUUGUGAAAUGGGUUGUAAUAAGAGUUAUGGUAGAUUUAAACCAAAAGUAGCUGCUGCCUUACAUGUAGACUAAAAGGUUUACAAAAAUGGCCCCAAUUGUGCCUUUGCAAUUGUUGUUUUUUAUGUAAAUGUGUCUGUUUGUUUUUAAAUAUUCUUUUUGUUGCAGUCUUUGCAAGACAACCUUUUGGAAGGGUAAAAAAGGCUAACUUUGAUGUUUGAAAUUGUACAAGUUGGUAGUACUAGUAGUUUUUGGAGUUUCAUAAAGUCAAUUGUUUUGAUUUGCACUAAAUGGAAAUAUUGGAAAAUAUACUAAUAAACAUUGAGUUUAUUGAACACAAAAAUACUUGGUGUCUAUACUUUAAACUAUUCAGUUCAGCUAACUUAUUGCAUUGAGCAAUGUAAAUACAUUUUUUGGAGUUACCGUUACUGAACAUUUGAGGUGGCUUAUGGAUAUUUUUGAGUAACUGUUACUGAAAACAUUUGAGUUUGCUUAUGGGUAUUUUUAAGU